AAUGGCAAUGCGUUCUGUAAAAGAACUACAAUACCCUGUAACCACCCAAGGAAGGCUUUUGUAUGUCGGCUGUCAGGUAUUCAUGAGCUCGUAGUGUCCAGUAAAGCAGGUAGAACAGCAAAUGGUUUGAUCUCGAUCCUGCUGUAACGGUUAGAUUGUCAUGAUGGAGGCUGACAUCAAGCUAGUCUACGAGCAGAGGUUCAAUGCUGCUGUCAAAGUCAUCCAGAAUUUACCUUCAAACGGUUCAUUUCAGCCUUCGCAUAACAUGAUGCUGAAAUUUUAUAGCUACUACAAGCAAGCGACACAAGGCCCCUGCAACAUUCCCCGUCCAGGAUUCUGGGACCCCGUUGGAAAAGCCAAAUGGGAUGCGUGGAAUUCUCUUGGGGAAAUGCCAAAGGAGGACGCAAUGGCGGCCUACGUGGAAGAUUUGAAACUGAUCCUGGAAAGUAUGCCUGUAACAGAUGAGGUCGAGGAGCUUCUGCGGGUCAUUGGACCCUUCUAUGAGCUCGUUGAUGACAAGAGAAAGAUAACGCAAGUGUCCGAGUUGAGCACAGGCUUUGGGAGCAUGUUAACGUCACCACCCAAAAGUGUCACAAAAAGCAUCAUCAGGACGAUGGAGAUGAACGGCAGCCUGGACAGUUACCCCGUCAAAACCGCAGAAACUCCAAAGACUAAAUCAACAGACACGGAAGACGGAGAAGAUGAUAAUGAGGAGGAAGAGGAGAAAGAUGAAGAAGAGGAGGUUAAAGAGGUGAAGAAAGCCUCACAACCAAAGAAAAGGGCUUCUGCGGGGAGACCUAGAGAACCAUUUUCUAAUGGCAGUAUCAGCCAACAUAAAGUCCUUACCAAUGGAGCGCACGAGUCUAAGUCUGAUCUGAAGAGGCAGGAGUCAGAAGAAGACUCUGAAAGCAUCAACCACAACAGAGACGUCAUUGAGCUCAAUGGACACAUCAGAGAAGACGUGUCCAGUUCUCACCAUGUGGCCAGUGAUUCGGACAGUGAGGUGUUCUGUGACUCUGUCGACCAGUUUUGUGGAGAAGAAGGAUCUGAGCUACACGUCAGCCGCUCACUGGACGUGGCCGAGGAGAGCCACAGCACACUGUCCUCCUCAGGAGAGAUCAGAUCACAAGAGGAACUGCUGGGACGGGAGGAAGGCCUACAGCACGGCGGAGAAGACGGUUGGAGCAGCAGAGGAGGUUCUCAGAGACAGGGACUUCCUGUGAAUAGAAGUAACAGUUCUGUGGUCAGGAGGGAAAGAGGGUCCAGGUCACCUGCCUUGGGCUCCGGGUCAGCGGGGCCGCUGCAGGGCAGUGGGGGAGAUGGGGAGCGCUGGGGGGCGGAUGGAUCUGGUAGGGACAAUCUAAACGAACAGAUAAUCUGUGCUCUGGCCAGACUGCAGGACGACAUGCAGAGUGUCUUAGAGAGGCUACACACACUGGAAGCUCUCACAGCCUCGCAGGCCCGAUCCUUAGCACUGCCAUCAGACUACUUGUCACCACCUGCAAAUAAAGCGAAGAAGAAGCCAUCCUGGUGGCCUUUUGAUGUGUCUCCAGGAACUGUGGUCUUCGCAGUCAUCUGGCCGUUCGUGGUGCAGUGGCUCAUCCAUCUGUAUGUGCAGCGCAGGAGAAGAAGAAUCAACUGAAAGGAAUCGACUGAUGGUUCGACAUCUCUGGAGACCCAGAGGAGAACCGUGUUACACUUUUAGGAGGAGGAGGGUGUUUCCCAGCCUGUCCCGUGAUCCCUAACUCCUGCUUUUGCACUAUGAUGACAACGCUAAGAAUUAGCUAAUUGAAAGACAGAUUCAAUGUACGGCGAUGCAGCUUAUCACAAGCUUUUUGGUACUUAUUGUUUUUUAAUGCAACAAUAUGCUAAGUCAGGAAUACACGAUUUCGAUAAUUAAUAGUCUUAAUUUUCCUUAUAGUUAUAAAAGUCCUGUAAAUAGAAAUCCAUUGUUAAGGGCAUUAUAAUAACUUUCAUGUCGAGGAUCUAUCAUUCAGUGUUUUGCACACUUAGCUGCUAACUCUAGUAAAUACUACUGUAGCAAUGCGUAGGAUGCACUGAUGAAUACAGCACAGGAGAUAUCUGCUUGAAUAUCUAUCGGAUUCUUGGCAUGUUUAGCAGAAAAAAGGUUUGAACUGUAAUGGGAAUAAAUCAGGAAGUGAUCCACGGUGCUCUUUAAAGCCAUAAUAUGCUUAAAAUGCUUAUAAAGUUGACCCUUGUUUGGCAAAUCUGAAGAAAGGGUCAGAAGGCAAUGUAGAAAACUUCUAUGUUCUUCAUCCGCUCAACAUCCCAUCAUGAUCCCUGGAAAGAACGGACCUAUCCGGCUCCCUCUAGUGUGUGUAGACACUGAGCAACAGGUCUUAAAUAUGUCUGAACGUCACUGGCUUAAAGGAAUAGUUCAGCUAAAAAUGUAUAUUUGCUUAAACGUUAUUGCCCCUCAGGACAUCCAAGAUAUAGAUAAGUUCUUAAUCAGAACCGAUUUUGAAAAUGUAAUUACGUCACUUGUACACCAUUGGAUCCUAUGUAGUAAAUGGGUGCCGUCACAAUAAGAGUCCAGCUGAUAAAAACAUCACAAUAAUCCACAAGUAAUUUUGUCUGAAUCCGGAUGUUGUUUGUUACAUUUCACAAGAUGUUAACUGAUGGACUGGAGUGGUGUGGAUUAUUGUGAUGUUUUUAUCAGCUGUAUGAACUCUCAUUCUGACGGCACCCAUUCACUGCAGAGGAUCCACGGUGAACAAGUGUAAUGCGACUUUUUCUCCAAAUCUCUUCUGAUGAUGAAACAAAACUCAUCCACAUUUUGGACGGGCCUGAGGGUGAGUAGAUUUUCAGCUAACUUUUAUUUUUGAGUGAACUAUUCCAAAAAAAACCGAAUUUCAAAGUAAGUGUCAUUUAAUUGACAUAAAAGACAACCAGCUCACUUUAAGGAGGAAAAAAAAGUGUAGGUUUCAGAUAAUAAAACAGUGGUUAAAUAAGGGAAGUUUAAGAGAAAGUAAUGAUUUAAGAGAAAAUAAUGAUUUGGUAUAAAACAAUUGUUAUUUUUUUUUACACCGAUUCAAGUGUGCAAAUAUUUUUGGGUCCACUGUAUUUUGUCAGAGCAUUUCUCAACAUGGUCGCAUCAAUACUAAUUUUAAUUCAUGGCUGUGGUGAAUAUUUUUGAAUAUUACUACAAAGACUGUAUGCAUGAGAAAUGUAAAACCGUUUGUCAAUGUUUGCAAGGUAUAACUGAGAUCGAAAUCUACCCGGGUUGAUCUGCAAAGCACUUUGGAUGAAUAUGAAGACAGAUUAAGAGCUGAAAUAAAUCUUGUUAUGUUUAGAGCCCUAAGAUUAUGUCGAAGACUAAUGAAUAAUUUACAUAGGCUGUUUUUUUUUUUUACUGAAAAAUGCAAGGUUUGUUUCAUUGUAGUUUGUGUAAAUUAGUCAAUAAUGUUAAUAAUUCCUUUAAUAAUUGUACAGUAUAUUAUAAAUGUGCUAAACAUUAUAUUAAAAUUGUACUACACCGUAAUGUAGCAUUUGCAUAUAUCAUUGAUGUCUGUAAUACUACCUUGAAUCAUCUGUAGAGCAGGAGGUUCUUGAUUAUUAAUGCUUUUGUUUGGGACUAAACACAAAAAUGUUCCUAAUUUGUCUUCUGGACAGAUGAUCACCGCAUGUUUCACCACCGUCACAAUACAUGUCAUUCAACAUGUUCGACUAAAGCAUUAUUAAAAGCUUUUGGAAACUGGAGUUGUGUAUAUUCCCAUAUUGCACUAUAUUUAAUGCUACAAUUCACACUUACAUCAAAUCAUAAUCAGUUUAUGUAUCUGGUAGAUUACUUACAUAUUGUAGUCCAUUACGGAUUAAAAAUGACAUGACAAAAUUGUACUGUAAUUGGAUUGCAUUGUAUUCUGAUUGCUUUUGCGUAUGACAUUAUGAAGUACAUUAAACAUUACAUGACACCAA
This is a messenger RNA of Carassius auratus (goldfish), 3936 nucleotides long. RefSeq names its product acyl-CoA-binding domain-containing protein 5A-like. The coding region runs from base 161 to 1642 and encodes 493 amino acids. Gene Ontology annotation, molecular function: fatty-acyl-CoA binding. Gene Ontology annotation, cellular component: cytoplasm; peroxisome. The record is from RefSeq and is a predicted model, not a curated record. The transcript is spliced from 13 exons. Gene Ontology annotation, biological process: fatty acid metabolic process; pexophagy. Lineage: Eukaryota; Metazoa; Chordata; Actinopteri; Cypriniformes; Cyprinidae.